Molecule: messenger RNA, 2766 nt
Organism: Lichtheimia ornata
Lineage: Eukaryota; Fungi; Mucoromycota; Mucoromycetes; Mucorales; Lichtheimiaceae
Exons: 5
Coding region: 1-2766 (921 amino acids)
Biological process (GO): establishment of cell polarity
Cellular component (GO): cytoplasm; cell tip
Molecular function (GO): cytoskeletal regulatory protein binding
Source: RefSeq, a predicted model, not a curated record
AUGGAAUACGGAUCGUAUGACAAUACCUCCUAUCCACCACCACCACCCGCCAAUGGUCGUCGCCCCGAAUACGUGCAUCGCAACAGCAGCACUGGAAGGUCACAGAAUGGCGAGAUUGAACAAGUGGUGACCAAGCUCUUACGAACCACCAAGGCAUUGUUGGAAGCAUUGACACACUGGUCUCAAUUACGAGCGACUACUGCGGAUAUCCUUGAUUUUCGGGAGACUUUGGAACGACAAUUCCAUUCAGUAUCACAAGCCUUUGAAGACAAUGGAGUGCCCAUGAAUGAUCUUGCAUGGAUACCUCAUCAACUAAAGGACUCGAUAUCGGUUGCUAUGAAUGAGGAGCCAUCCCCUACUACAUUGGAGCAGCAUUUGCCAAAGAUUCGAGAUGUGAUUGUUCACUUGUUACAUGGAUUGAAGGGGAAGCAACAUCAAUUACGGGAACGGGAAACAGCUGCUUGGUCACGAGAUUCAAUGCGAUCUACCGAUUCUUGGCGUCGAGAAGUACCACAAGCUGCACUUGCUCGUGGGGCAAACCUUGCACAGUCUCCUACACGACCUUAUUAUCCAGCAGAUCGUUCACCACCUCCAUCCGCUGCUCGUAUUACACCAUCGGAUUAUGAUCCUCGUACAAGUGGAAUGCCACGCCCAUCCGUUUCUUCAGACAGCAGCUCAACGAGUAGAAUGAAUUAUCCACCACCCCAAAAUCGACCUUAUUCGCCUACUUAUUUACCAUCUUCACCACGUCAACAACAACCACGUAUACCUUCACCUUCUCGUUCUACAUCUUCGUCAGUCGCUGGUGAUGAUCGAAUGGGUACAGGUCUUGGUCGGCCCAAUAGCACAUCAUCUUCAUCACGUGGUUACUUUGAUACUCGACCAGCAUCACCUAUAGCACAUCCACCUCCACCUCCACCACCUCCACCACCACCCAUGUCAUCGCCUGCAGCUGUGCCAGCACGUACCUCUCCAAGUGAUUUUGAUGAAAAUGAUCCUGGCACUGCUAGUGCACUUGCAGCUCUUAAACGACAAGAGAAUCUCGCUCGUCGAUCUUCAGUACGUCGUGCAUCCAUGUUGCGUGGCAACAAUGAUUAUCAUCCUAUGAAACGACCUGCCAACGAAUAUGUUCCACCCGUGCCUUCACUUCCUACUCCUGACACACGCAAAUUGGGUACUGUGGAUGAAAUGCAAAAUGACAAUGCUGUAACAACAACAACAGCACCACAAGCUACAAAGGACGAAGGUGAAAAAGGUCUCAGCCUUUAUUUGCAGAUUGGCAACAAUACCAAAAAGGUGCAAUAUACAGGCGAAGUCAGCUUGUCAGCAUUGCGUAUGCUCUUUAUUGAAAAGUUCAAUUACUCUUCCGGCCUCAAUGAUUUUCCCAGCAUUUACAUCCGCGACCCUGCCAUCAACGUGUCAUAUGAGCUUGAGAAUCUUCAAGAAGUAACCAACAAGUCGGUGCUUUCUCUCAAUGUGGAUGAGGACGUGGCACAGAAGCAGUGGUUGCAACAAGUGACUGAUUCGGUUGAAAAGGAGAUGGGCGAGAUCCGAAAAUUGUUUAUUGAACACGUGGAUGAAAUCAAAAAGCAAGUUGCUCAAGUCGCUGACAAUCAACAAGCUGCCGUACCUCCACCACCACCUCCACCACCUCCACCUGCACCAGCACAGGCUCCAGAACCAGAGUCAUCAUCGACAACGGCAGAUGUUCCUGAACCUACGACUACAACAUCAUCAAGUAAUGAAGAGAAUACAACCAUUUCUACACAACAACUUCAAUCACAAUUGAAGGAAAUUGAAACGCUGAGACGAGACAUGGCCGUAUUACGACAAUUAGAGCGUGAGAUGCGUGAAAGCACGGAUGGAGUGGUGCAAGAAUUGAAAGACAAAGCUGAAGAGUUGAGGAAACAAGAUGAAGAGAGCAAAGACAAGCAAACAGCACGAGCAGCAGCACGAUUGUUUAUUGAAGAAGGCAAAGAAAAGGUGCUUGCCGAUUCAGACAAGAUCACAGCACGCCUUGAGGACUUGCAGGAUACAGUGGAUCAGCUCAAGUUGGAUGUGACACAACGUAAAUGUCGUCCUUCGGAUGCCCAAAUGGCUCAUUGCAAUAAGGAGCGGGAUAUGGUCUCCAAGGAAAUUGAGGAAUUCGGCGAGUAUCUUGUCAGCGUCAAACCACGAUGGAAGAAGACAUGGGAAAUGGAGCUUCAAACCAUUGUCAAGGAGCAACAAAUGCUCAAGGAACAGGAAGGCUUGUUACUCGACAUGCGAGAUGAUUUGGCUGCUUUGGUGGAAGUCUAUGAUCAACUUGAGAAGAUUUGUGCUUACCAGAAAAAGGCCAAGCCUGUCAUGCGUGAAUUCCAUGUGGCCCCUGCUGAAGAAGGUUUCGAAGGAAUGAGCAGUGUCCUCAAGCAAGUUCAAACCAUUGAUGUCGAUCAUGAUCGUCGACUCAAGGCUCUCAAUCAAGCUGAAAAGAUGCGACAACGUGAACUUGACAACCGCAUUGACGAAUUUGAACAAGAGCUAUCCACCUUUGUCGAUUCCAAAAAGCUGAAAAAGACGGGCGGUGCAGAGGAAAUUGAACGACAACGAAAACAGAAGGAUCAGGAAAUGUUACGUCGCAUGUACAUGGAACAACGUGAGAACAAACAACCACAACCCAAUGAUGAUGAUGACAAUGAGAAUUCGCAGCAACAAGAACCUGAAGAAGAUCAGCAGCAGCAAUCAAAAGAAAAUGAAGAAGAACCAGCAGAUGAAGAUCAGCAAUAG